AUGUCCUUUGUUUUCCUCCAUUUACGAGCCCCUCGCUGCAUUUCAUGUUGAUGCGAUUUGAGUUUUUGAGCAUCCCUCUGUUUGACGUUUCAUUGUUGACAUCGUCUUCUCACCGACAGAUUACCGCGCGCACGAUUUACGUUGUGAAUUUGUGAUGAACCGUUGUUCGUAAUUUUGGCUGAAUUUUGAAUUAGUAUUUGCUGCUCACGAUAUCCUGUUUAUCCACUUUGAAUCAGAUCAAGAAAAAGCAUUCCCACGAAUCAUGCUCGACAAAGACGACGAAGACCACCUGGAUGCCCUCUCAAUAUUCAGCGGCUCCAGUGAAACGGAUCGAAAACGACGGUAUGACUUCCACUUUUCUCUGCCAUCACCUCAACAGCUCCCGCAACCGAUGGACGUGGACACUUCUGGUGGACCGAUUAGACUAUCCCCAUCGAUUACGUCGCCCCGUCCCAGUGAGAAGAAACAGAAACUGAACAGUGGUCGGGCGAGGCUUAAGAUUCGGAAGUUGGCCAAUUGUGAGGACGAUACCAGUGGAUCUGGGAGCGAUCAGAAAAGGAGUGGAGGGAUGCUGCGACUGCGGAUGGUUGUCUGUUUCUCGACGGUCGUUUUAGUGGCCGUUUUGGUGGCGCUUGCCAGUAGGGAGGAUCUGAGAGAGGAGUUCUAUAAACGAUACAUGAAGCAAUACCAGGCACUUCUGCAUGACGUCGAUGAUUACUGCAGUCAAGAGUUUGACUUUUCGGCGACCGCUGGGGAAUUGUUCUCUGGGGUGGUUGGCCAAUCGGAAGCUGUUAAAAAAAUAAUCGAAAUAGUCAAUCGACGCCAGCAUGAGCGAUUCACAUCGAUGGCCCUGCUGGGAUCCACAGGAGUUGGCAAGAGCCUAAUGGCCAACAUAAUCGCCAAAAAGUUCCAGUGGCAGUCGAAUGUGCAUCACUUCUUUUGGGACUUUACGUCCACUGCGGAGAAGCGAUUCGAACGGUUUCAGUCGUUCCUUUAUGGGAUACGGCAUGGACGGGAUGUGGAUUUGAAGUGUGGCCGCAGUUUGAUUAUCGUCGAUCAUCUGGGACGUGGCGACGUGGACAUGAUCAACAAGAUGGAUGCUCGUUUGCGGUUUGUGGCGGAUAAGGACGACGUGCAGCUGAUGGUGCUGUACGUAUUUCAGGGAGCAUUGAUGAAGGACGGUUCCGAUGUGGUUCAACAUCUGAACAGAAAUAUUGAACAGGUUUUCCUACGCUCGUUGAACGAGGAAGAUUUGAUGAAGUGUAUCAACCUGGAAACAUCCGAUUUAGGGAUAAAGCUCGACGAACACUCCGGUCUGCGGGAAGAGCUGAUUGCCAGCAUGGAUGUCGGACGUUACGGAUGUAAAGCCGUGCGAGCGAAGCUUGCAUAUUAUUCAAAGAUGUUCGAAAACGGUUCCUAAUUGCUAUACUUGUUGUCUUGGAUUUGACUGAGACACAAAUGUGCUGUGAUUUUCUUUUUAGUUGAAAUGCCAAUUGAGUUUAACAAACCAUGGGUGAUAAUGAUAAUAAAUAUGUUAAGAAAACUA
Molecule: messenger RNA, 1546 nt
Organism: Aedes aegypti (yellow fever mosquito)
Lineage: Eukaryota; Metazoa; Arthropoda; Insecta; Diptera; Culicidae
Exons: 2
Coding region: 263-1420 (385 amino acids)
Source: RefSeq, a predicted model, not a curated record